Messenger RNA from Blepharisma stoltei, 3826 nucleotides. The record is from the annotation of a GenBank genome assembly. Lineage: Eukaryota; Ciliophora; Heterotrichea; Heterotrichida; Blepharismidae.
AUGCAUAGCCCAGCCCUUUUAGAGCCACUCCUUAAUGAAGAGCGAGAUUAUUCAAAGCUAAUUAAGCUCCAAAAUCAGAUAGUUACGCUUCCAUCUCAAGCAAAUCAAGAAAAUAAGACAGAACUUGGGUAUUCAUCGCUAAAGCAAGCCAUUAUAGACAUUUCGGUUCAGUUUCAGAAAAAGCUGCCUCUUUCUAUUAAUCUUCCUUUCACUAUCCAAGAAAUAAUACCUCUUUUAGAUGGAAUCCAUUAUUUAGCAUCUACCAAAGAAGGCACAAUUCUUUACUUGAACCCCUCAGCUCAAACUUUUGAUGACAAAAAAAUCUCAGCUGGUGCAUUUCCAUUAGUGUUUCUAGAAAGUGAAAAUAUUGCAUACUUUUCUAGGGGAAAUGAAUUACUAACUAUUAAAAUCCCUUCACUCGAAAUAAUAAAAUUCUUGUCUUUUAAGGAAGGGAAGCAUAUACAUUUAAACGGUGCGGCGAACCGAUUCGACCUCUUAAGGACUGGAAUCUUGAGGAAGAGAGGAGGUGCCUGAUGUGCGGAUUAGCUAGAUUUUACGAGCACAAGUAGGCUGCGAUGCUGAGCUGAUCACCUCAAGUUCAAUCCUGGCUUUUUUUGUUCAUGGGAAAACGGAGCGCGAUGCUGUAAAAGGUUCAUCAAGAUGGACCUUCGUAUGGAUAAGUUGAAUGAAUAUUAAUAAAUAAGGGAAGCAUCUGAUUAGCUUAAAAAAGUAUUUUGACCAAAACACCUUAUUACUCCAUUUUAUGGAUGAAAUUUUAUUAUUAAAUUUAUCUGAUCCCAAUCAGACUAAAUCAUUAUUCAUAGGAGAAUUUUCGAAUUUUUCUAUAUCAAGCAAAGAUCAAAUUGCUCUUAUUUCUUCAAGAGGCCAGUUAAUAGCUCUAUCGAGCGAUAAUGAGAAGAUUGGUGAAGCAUCAAUCGACAUAGAAAGCUUAAAACUUGAGUAUUCUCCUAAAGGUACCAUGAUUCUAGUUGGUUAUGAGUCUAAAAUACUCAUUUUCAAGGCUAGUAAUUUAGAAAAAAUUCAAAUCAUUAAUCUUACUCAAAACAAAUCGGGAACUUUCACUAUUACUAAUAACGAAAAUUAUAUCUUAUUUCCAGACAGGGAAAAUUUGCAGUUCUACGACUUACAAAGCUUUCAAAUUACGGAAACAAUAAAUAUACUGAAUUUGAAGAGUUUGACAGCCUUGGGGCCAUCAGGAUCAAGAAGGUGUUGAUUUUAAAAAUAUGAAAAUACAAAUUGAAGGAAAAUUUGUUUAAUUUAGGCAAAAGCUCUGCUUAGAUUGAAUGCCAAAACUUUCAAAAGUAUUAUAUUAUUUUAGUCUGACGAGGACAUUUUUUUAGCUAAUUAAAUGACAUUUUAAUUUUUUGAAAGGGAUAUCUAACUAAAUAGCGAAUUUACACAUAAUCGAUUCUAUCAUAGCAGUUAAAACAGAUUUAAUUUUGCCUGAGACCUAUUAGAGAGAUACUGAAAUAAAUGUUCCAAGUUUUCCUUUUUUCCCCAGUCCAAUUGCUGAAAUGUGGCAACCUGAAGAUAGACUGGUAGAAUGUAUGAAAACUUCUUUGUUUAUCCAAAGAAUGCAACGCAAGAUUGAAAGGAUUUUGGAAAUGGAUUUUUUACGAACAUGAAGAAAACUCUCAAAUAAAUUAUAAGAUGAAUUGACUAGAAAAACAAAUAAAGAAAUAAAGCAUGAAAAUGUUGAUGCUGAUGCCAAAAGAAUUAUCAAAAAAUAAUUAAGAGAGGUCAAAAUUCAAAGUUGGUGUGAGAGAUAAAGUAAGAAAAGAAAGAAUUUUUGAUGGAAGAAGUUCUUAAAAGAGUUAAAAAAAUUUAAUAAAAAAAUUAAAUCAUUUAAUAGAAUAGGAUUCUAAUUUUAUAAUUAAAUGGAGAGUCACAUCGCUGAAUUAAUCUUUUCGAAAUAUAUUUGAUAAAACAAAAUGCAUUUUUGUCCUUGGUAAAAUGUGGUAGAUGAAAAAGUUCUAGUCAGACCAAAAUAAUGCUUUGAAAUUAGCCAUUCGAUCCAAGGAAGGUCUUUUGCCUAAAUCAAACAAAUUUUCCUUCAAUUGCAUUUGUUAAUUUUUAAAAAUUAACAUCUUCUUCGUUAAGCUGAUGGCUCCAAAGGCGUCGAACUCUUCAGAUUCAGUAUAUUGACGAUUUUCCAAUAUUAUUCAUUGGUCUCAGCAUAAAUAACAAGCAUAUAUAUGUAAGCGGAUCCAAUAGCAAAUUUUACACACUGUCUUUUCCUAUCUUUGACUUCCAGAAAGCCAUCGAAGCAGAGCGUGCUGAGCCUUUAGACGAAUCUACAGUCUUAAUUCGAAAUGGUGAGCAUUUUCAGACAUGAAAUUUCAUAACCGAUGAAAUCACUGAUGUUGUCACGAUGAAAGUAGACUAUUUCGACGUCCAAAAUAAUGAAAAUUUCUUUGUUAAAUCAGGGGAAACAAUGUCAAAAGUCCAUAUCCCAACCAAAAGCAUUUCUACAGUGUUUUUAGAUAAAAAUUUAUAUGAACCCAUGUAUGACUGAUGCUUCAGCCCUGAUGGGAAAUUUAUUGUGACUGGCAGCGCAAAAAGGCUGUUUUUAUGGGAUUUAGAAUCCAUGACUAUAAUAAAAGAAUUUAAAGGCCACGAUUCUAUGACGAGAAAUAUAUGCUACUUAUCAAAAUCAAACGCAUUGGCAGGGAUCGCUGAAAAUAAAACUCCAAGAAUUUGGGACUUGGACACCACAAAAGAAAUAGCAGUUAUUUAUGAAAAUGAUGAAACUUAUACGAUGAAAGUAACUCAUAAUGAAGAAAUUAUCAUAAUAAUCACUAUGAAUGGCUCAAUAAAUUUCUGGGACUGAAGAAAGAGCAUCAAGCUUCACUCUUUAAAAAGUAGUACUCCAGCUAUAGGGCGAGUUGUUAUAACAAAAGAUGAUAAGUUCAUGAUAGGCUACUCUAGUGACGGAAGAGUUCUAUUUAUUAGCCUGGAGAUGUUUAACCAAUUAUUUUCAUAUAAAUAUGAGGCAAUGUAUAACAUGAAUUUAUGUGGUGAUGGAAAUUACAUUUUUUUCAGAGCCAAGGUUAAAAAAGAGCAUUUCGGAGAAAUUUCUGAAAAAUGCAUGGCAGUGGUUAGAGAAAAUCCGCUAAAGAUGAGGAAUAUCACUUGUGCUGGUCCUGGAAAUAAAUAUGAGUAUAUGAAAUAUAUAUCAAAACUUCUAAACAAUCAAGAGGUUGAGUAUAAUCCAGAGAUGGACAACUGAACUAUUUUCCCAUAUAGGAUUAACACUUUCCAUCUGUACGCUUAUUUUAAUCGCCCAAAUCACUUAAAAUUGGCUUUAAAGAAUGGCUCUUCAAUGAUAAAUACCGUUCUUAAUCAAAAUCCACUAUGCAUCGCUAUCAGAAAAGGAUACUCCAAUUGCAUCAGCACUAUUAUUUUCGCGCUUGACAAGUACUUGCCAAUUCAUCCUUAUUCAUUAAAAAGUUUAAGCAAUGAAACCUUAGUUAGGCUAAAUUCAUCAAGCUGCAGCUCUUUAUUGAAAUUUUAUGAUGCAAUAUUCAGGAAAGACACAAGCGAGCACGCUGCCAAAUUCUGCAGCAGCUCAGCAGAAAUUCCAAUUCAUUUCUUAUCAGACAAUAUUUUCAUUGAAAAUUCUAAUUUUCUUGACAGCAAGAAUCUAAAAGAGCAAGAAAGGCCAAUAACGUUUUUGUCUUCUUAUGUCAGGCUGGAUUUAACAGUAGGCUCCCAAGCAUCGAUUGAUUUUUUGUUCAGCAUUUACGACUCUCCGAAUCCCAAUAUAAUGAUGACGCCAUUAAUUCAAGAAAUAAUUCAGUAUUAA